Macrobrachium nipponense is the source of this 2363-nucleotide messenger RNA. Its product is annotated as polyamine-modulated factor 1-binding protein 1-like. The transcript has 3 exons. NCBI's taxonomy places the organism in Eukaryota, Metazoa, Arthropoda, Malacostraca, Decapoda, Palaemonidae. The coding region runs from base 106 to 1641 and encodes 511 amino acids. The record is from RefSeq and is a predicted model, not a curated record.
GGAAACUAUAAAACAGGUUGGCUGGAACGGCUGGAGUGUCAGUGAUCUCAGUGAGGAGCUAAAGAAAACGUGGACUGGAAAGAGCUCCUAUAUACACAUCCCGCAAUGAGAAGAACUAAAAUGGAAGUUAUCGUCGUCGCCCUCUGGGCUUUGCUGCAAGUGACAUCUGCUUACAGCGUCACGGGCUAUAUUCCAGACCCUAAAUUUUUGCUACGGACAAAGCGCUCAGCACCAAGCUGUAACAAAGAGGUUAUUGAGAACCUCGCCAAAAAUGCAGCGCAGACUUGUUCCCAAGUUGAUGCCGUUGACAAAUACAUCGCCAGUGUCCAGGCAAAAGAAGCGCUGCCAGUACCCUCCUUUAAUGAUCGCCACGGCUUCAAGGGAAUUCUCAAUCAAUACAAUGUGGAUUUAGGCACGGCGAAGGACCACUGCCAACCCUGGAGGAGCGGGGACGACGUAGUGGGUUCGUUAAAGGAAACCGUUGUAGCUGCCCAGGGGUUCGAACCUAAGUUUAAUGAGGAACUUCUGAAAAAUCAAGCCACGGUUAAGAAUCUACUCGAAAAUCACGAGGACAUCGCCGCUUUUGAGGCUAAGAUUGCUUCUUUGCAAAAGGAAAUAGACGAAGCUAAGGCAGCUAUCCAGCUCACAGAGGCUUCAACUGUGACUACACAUUUAGAAAGUGUCAUUAAGAACAAAGAAGAAGAAACCAACGCCACAAUGACAGGGCACAACAUUGCUCAGGGAAGACGGGAACUAGCAGAACUAAUUAGUUACUUAGAAUUUGUCAAAACAGGAGCUAGUGAAGUCGAAACCAAGGCUACUGCUUCAAAUACCAAACUCACUCAGUUUAGAGAAAACAUCGUAAGAGAUUCCACUGCUUUUAACAGACAUCGUGCUAAUGCCCAGGAGGGAAUUACUAAACUACAGCAGGAAAAACAGAAUAACAACAAUGAAAUCAGUCAAAAUAGCCAAAGCAUUAACGACUUGAGAGCGAAGAUCACGGAAGAGAACAACCAGAUUGCUUCCCUCAAUGCUCAGAUCGAGAGCGCCAACCGGGAGAUCAGAGAGAUCGAGGACCGCAUCAACAGGAACCUGAGUAAGACCAAGAAGAGGAGGAGGUUCGGCAGCAUUUUCCGUUUUGUUCCUGUCGUCGGGUGGACCAUUGGCAAUCAGUUCUACAAGGAUGCCAAAGAGAGAGAAGAACGCCUGAAGAACGAGAAGACAAAUUUCGUCAACGAGAAUGCUCGCACUGUCCAGAACCUUCGAAAUCACAUAGCAACUCGCACUCAGGAUAUUGCCAAUCACGAGGGGCGGAUUGCAGCUCUUCAGGCAAAGUCUCACGAGCUCGAGCAAGAACUUACACACUUCGCCCAGCUUGAUGGAAAUCUUCAAAGUCUGGAGGCUGAGGUCAAUGCCAUUCUUCCGUCCCUUGCAAAUGCAGUCGCAGAAAUGGGGAAAAUGAAGAGCACAUUCGAAGCCAUUCAGCUGAGCCUAGGAAGUGCCAUUGGCAAGGCCAAAGAAGCCAAGACAGAAGCCGAGAUUCAGAAUAUGAGAUAUUUUAUCUAUAAUGAAAUUGAUGAUUUGAAAUGUGAAUGGGAGAGUGCUAGGGACAAGAUUGUCCUCGUAGGCCAGUGUAGUUAAUAUAUUAUUAAGUUGAAAUUUUAUGACUACCUAUUCGUCUGGAAGGGCUCUGGUACUGACCAUUUCUUAUGGGAUUUGUGUGUUUGGUUCUGAAUUUAGUUAGCAGGAUUGAAAGAAAUACUUUUACAGCGGAUGACUGAAUUGCCGAGGAGUGAAAUCUCAGUUACCACAGUUGCUUGUAGGAGGAGGUUUCCUUUUACUUAUAGCAAAUACUUGCCAUUAAGCCAGUAUCUUCAAUUGUAAACCAAUGAUAGCUUUGACAAGGGAGGUCACAACAACAUAGAUGUCUAAUAUGUCGACCUAUGGAGUGCUUGGGUUGCUUAUUUACAGAGAUCUUCUCUCUUUGUGUUAUUUUGGAUUGUACGCAACCUGGACCAGUCAAUAAUUCAAGUGUGUUUAUUCAGUAAUUACAAAGCGUGUUUUCUGUUAUCCACAUGGUUUCCUGAACCGUUGAGGUCUAUUUGAUAUUAAACAAAUUAAUGAGUUAUUAGGGUGAUUUGAUGUGCUAAUAGAAUUUAGGUUUGAAUGUUUAUGGUAAUUUCAAUUAGUUCUUGUGGGUAUUUUCAAAUACUCAGCCUCACAUACUCAUUACUUCUCUACAGCUCUCUGUCUCUAUUUGUUUUAUCAAAAACAUCUUUUGUUAUUGUCCACUCAUAUAUUUAUUUAUUUUCACCUUUGUGCAUGCAUUCAGUUCCCGAUUAAAGGUGCCAGUUGGUUUACAA